ACACCCACUCCCCCCCCGCUCGGCCAUGGUAAAGUCGACGAAUCCACCCUUCAAGUUCCAUCUCUGAAUUCCCACUCGUUUCUGCUUGUGAAUCACUAUCAUCCCCUUUUUUCCCGGAAUUUCUCUUUGUAUUCAUCUCUCCGUCCUUCGUCUCGUGACGUUUCUUCUGAUAUACAAUGAAGGCUCAGAAACCCAUCACCAGUCCCGUGCCGAUCUCGUGGUACCCGACGCUGUCCGUGUUGAUGCUCGCGAUCGGACUCGUCAUCGCGGCUUCGUUCUUCGUCUAUGAAGCAACCUCUUCUAGGCGAAAUCGUAGCCUAGCUAAGGAGCUUUUUACAGGAGCUGUGGCCUCCAUCUUCCUGGGUUUCGGGUCGUUGUUCUUACUCCUCUCUUGUGGCGUCUACGUCUGAUACAAAGCUCUGUAGCUUUUACGCAGCACGUAUUCUGCGUCAGAUGGGUGAUUUUCCCGAAGCGGACAAUUUAGCAUGAGUUCAUGAUUUGGAAUGAGGUCGUUGCUGUAGAAGAGGGAGAGCAUACUUAUUAAUAAUAACUCGUCUAUAUGCGGAUGGCUGUUAUCUAUCUUGGUUAAAUGUGCUUGGCGUAAAUUGCUUCGACCCGUUGAUUUUCAAUGUGCAGCCCCUUUAUUUGCUAA
Molecule: messenger RNA, 652 nt
Organism: Syzygium oleosum
Lineage: Eukaryota; Viridiplantae; Streptophyta; Magnoliopsida; Myrtales; Myrtaceae
Exons: 3
Coding region: 177-410 (77 amino acids)
Biological process (GO): protein N-linked glycosylation
Cellular component (GO): membrane-bounded organelle
Source: RefSeq, a predicted model, not a curated record